Messenger RNA from Linnemannia hyalina, 1149 nucleotides. The record is from the annotation of a GenBank genome assembly. Lineage: Eukaryota; Fungi; Mortierellomycota; Mortierellomycetes; Mortierellales; Mortierellaceae.
AUGUCGGACGGAUUCCUAACCCGCAAAAAAACCAUCCUCAUCGCCCUGAAUUCCGACACUCCGGACAAAUCGCCCAAGGGCUAUGUCGACGAACCCCUCCUCCCGCUCAUCGUGCUGAUCAACAACCACCAGGACUAUGUUACUACCUCGUCCUGCUCUGGACGGAUUUGUACCUACCUCGAGGGGCUCGAGUCUUCCGCCGACGAGGCUGCAAGCAAGACUGAUUCUGGAGAAACCAAAGGCGAAAAGAGUCAGGACAAUGACGAUGACGAGGAGGAGGAGGAGACAAGCAAAGGGUAUGAAGAAAACACCUCCCUGGCGGCAGUCGAGGCCGCAAAACGGGCAAAGGGCGGACAAUGGUUAUACGUCAGCCAUGACCCUGUCGUCUUUCCCGAUCAGGUCUUGCAGCAAAAGGAUCCUCGGUGGAUUGUCGAGAUGCUUUUUGGGCCAGAGGCACAUCGUGUUGUUACUAUGGAGGAACAGGAAGGGAAGGAGGGGAUGCGGACUAUUGAUAUGGCGCGGUCUCAAUUGGUCUACUUCAAAUUCGAGCCCAUGAUUCUGCAUAUUGAAGCAGCGACCCCAGGAGCGGCAAAGACAUUCUUGAACCACUCGCUCUUCUCGGGGUACCGUAACUCGGGUAUCCUCCCCUCGACAAAACGUACCAUGCUCGCCAUCCGGUCAACCCUCAAACUCGACGCGCCCAUCGCCUAUAUACCCUCUUCCACCUCUUCUUCAACAACAGGAACUACAACGGGAACUGGAGAGGAAAAGAUCUACCUCAUGGUGUCGUUAUCGUACCUCCGCGUGUUGAUUGACUUGAGCAACGACAAGUUCCGAAUGAACGUCGCACAGAUGGCGCGCUUCGAGGAACGGUUAACGAAACAUUUGUUGACCGCGGAAACUACACCAAAGAAGGUAGGGGAUCAGGGUGGAGAGUGGGAGGAUAAGGAGGCGAGGAAGGAGAGGAAGAAGCGUGAGGGGAUGUUGAAGCAGGAGGAGACUGCGCAGGCAAGGGCUGAGAAGAAGAAGGCGGCCGCUGAGGCUGCUGCUGCUGAGGCUGCUAGGAAAGCUGCCGCGGAUGCUGCAACAGGAACAGGAGGGUCAACAGCAGCAAAAACGACAGAGGACAAGACUGCCACGAGUUCUUGA